Messenger RNA from Musca vetustissima, 693 nucleotides. RefSeq lists its product as uncharacterized. The record is from RefSeq and is a predicted model, not a curated record. The coding region runs from base 1 to 693 and encodes 230 amino acids. NCBI's taxonomy places the organism in Eukaryota, Metazoa, Arthropoda, Insecta, Diptera, Muscidae. The transcript has a single exon.
AUGUGUGCCAUGGGCAGCAUGGCCUUGGUGGUACCAAAACCAAAUCCUGGAGCUGUUGUUGUGCCCACACCACCACCUGCACCCACCAUGGCUCAAGAUUUAGAUGAAAUUAUGCGUAUGAUCAACUUCCUGCAAAUCCGCCAACUGAUGAGCCGUUAUCUGCUCAACGAUGCCCAGUUCCAGAGUUUUGUACGCAUCAUCAACUCCCAGGAUGCCUAUUUGACCUAUAUGCGUUUCCGUUCCCAGCCCGAGGUUAUGGGUUUCAUUGCCUGGGUAAAUGCCCAAAUUCUAUUGUCCGGUGGUGAAUUGCAAUUGGAAGAAUCUGAAGAGUUUAUGACCAUCUUUAAUCCCACACCCUUCUGGGCUAAUACCGUUUCGGGAUGGCAAGGAUUUGUCAAUGAAUUUUUGUUCUAUUACCCGGUCGAUAUGAUCAACAUGCAUAUUAAUAUGAAGGUGGCCCAGAAUGGUAUCUUUGCUCAGUUUUGGCUUCGCUUGAAGGCCUUGAAACCGGUAUAUGAUCGUGUCAUCGCUUUGCCUGAGGCUCAACGUGUUGCUGCUGCUCUACAACUUAGUGGUAUUGAUAUUAUCCAACUGGAUACUUUUAUUCGUAAUACAUUUGGCUGGCAAAUGCCUCCCACAUUGGCCCCAACCACAACAACUACAACCACUACCACCACAACUGUUGCUCAUUAG